AUGAGCUGUCGCUUCCAGAGUUCCUCCACCAGCUAUGGAGGUGGUUUCGGGGCUGGUUCUUGCCAGCUUGGAGGAGGCCGGAACAUCUCUACCUGCUCGUCCCGGUUUGUUACCGGAGGUUCAGCUGGAGGCUACGGAGGUGGCAUGAGCUGUGGCUUUGGUGGAGGGGCUGGUAGUGGGUUUGGGGGUGGCUUUGGAGGUAGCUAUGGUGGUGGCUUCGGUGGUGGCUUCGGUGGCGGCUUCGGUGACUUUGGAAGUGGCGAUGGCGGCCUCCUCACCGGCAAUGAGAAGAUCACCAUGCAGAACCUCAAUGACCGCCUGGCCAGCUACCUGGAGAAGGUGCGCGCUUUGGAGGCAGCCAAUGCCGAUCUGGAGGUGAAGAUUCGUGACUGGUAUCUGAAGCAGAGCCCAGCUAGUCCAGAGAGGGACUACAGUGCUUACUACAAGACCAUAGAAGAGCUCCGAAUCAAGAUCCUGGAAGCCACCACUGACAACAACCGAGUGAUCCUGGAGAUCGACAACGCCAGGCUGGCUGCAGAUGACUUCAGGCUCAAGUAUGAGAAUGAGCUGGCCCUGCGCCAGAGCGUGGAGGCCGACAUCAACGGCCUGCGCCGGGUGCUGGAUGAGCUGACCCUGGCCAGGACCGACCUGGAGAUGCAGAUCGAGAGCCUGAACGAGGAGCUGGCCUACCUGAAGAAGAACCACGAAGAGGAAAUGAAGGAGUUCAGCAACCAGGUAGUAGGCCAGGUUAAUGUAGAUCUGGAUGCCACCCCUGGCAUCGAUCUAACCCGCAUGCUGGCUGAGAUGAGGGAGCAGUAUGAAGCCCUGGCAGAGAAGAAUCGGAGGGAUGCCGAAGAAUGGUUCCAGGCCAAGAGUGCAGAGCUGAACAAGGAAGUAUCUUCCAACGCCGCCAUGAUCCAGACCAGCAAGACAGAAAUCACAGAGCUUAGGCGCACACUCCAGGGCCUGGAGAUUGAGCUGCAGUCCCAACUGAGCAUGAAAGCUGGCCUGGAAAGCACCUUGGCAGAGACAGAGUGCCGCUACGCCCUGCAGCUGCAACAGAUCCAGGGGCUCAUCAGUGGCAUCGAGGCCCAGCUGAGCGAGCUCCGGAGCGAGAUGGAGUGCCAGAACCAGGAGUACAAGAUGCUGUUGGACAUCAAGACACGGCUGGAGCAGGAGAUCGCCACCUACCGCAGCCUGCUUGAGGGCCAGGACUCCAGGAUGACUGGCUUCAACAACUCAGGAGGAAAUGGCACAGCUACCUCAAACACCGCCUCCUCUCCCUCCACUUCUGGCCGCCUGGAUUUCCGCAAGUAUUAA
Molecule: messenger RNA, 1320 nt
Organism: Psammomys obesus (fat sand rat)
Lineage: Eukaryota; Metazoa; Chordata; Mammalia; Rodentia; Muridae
Gene: Krt13
Product: keratin 13
Exons: 8
Coding region: 1-1320 (439 amino acids)
Cellular component (GO): keratin filament
Molecular function (GO): structural molecule activity
Source: RefSeq, a predicted model, not a curated record